ACGUACAGCUGUACUUCCUUCUAAUGUUGAAUAAACGGAUGUGUUCAUGAAACAUGUUUACAAGCAAAGCACAAGUGCUGACUGUACCUGUUUGAUGUUCAUUGUAAAUACGGCUGAAAUGUUAUUACUGAUAUCAAUUGCCACUGUUCUGUUGAGUGUUUCAGCACAACAUAACCUUACACCGUUUGGCAAAGCUAGCCAGAGUUCUCAAUACUUUUAUGGAAGACCUGUAAAUGCCAUAAACCCACCUAUAUCAAAUACAUUUGACAAUGAUUACUGUUCCCACACGAAUCUUGAGAAAACAGCGGCUUGGUGGAUGUUCCAAAUAUCUUUCGGAACAGCUUACAUUACAGAUAUAACAAUCUACUACCGGGAAAAUUUUGCGCGUCGCAUGGAUGGAUUUAAGUUAUAUGUGACCAAUACAUCAACCAUUCCACCUGCUGGUUAUCUUUGCUAUGAGGAUCCUGAUCCUGGUCUGCCGAACAUCACACAAACUAUUCCUUGUAAUCAACUUGGGCAGUAUGUCAUUUAUUUCGAUAAUAAAGGAUCCCAAGAGAAUGAAACUCGCUACGAUGGACCUGUAGUUGAACUGUGUUAUGUUGCCAUUAAUGGUUGUCCAAAAAGCUUUUGGGGUAAUAAAUGUGAUAAAGGUUGUUCCGAAAAUUGCGUAGGGCGACAUUGCCAGCCUAGAAAUGGUUCUUGUGUUAUUGGUUGUAACACUAAACAUUGUUUAAAUGAUAUUUGCGAUAAACAAACUGCAGUUUGCACUGAUGGUUGUAAGGAAAGACGAACAGGAAACUAUUGUAGCAAGUAUAACAUUGCCUCUGAAGGUUUAGUCUCGCAGACUCCAAGUGGUAGUCAACCGGCAAAUCUGGCAAAUGAUGGAUAUAAAAUAUCAUGUUCUAAAACAAAGGGAAUAACCGUGAUAUUUCAAGUUGACCUUCAGAAAGAAAGCAUUGUAACUGGAGUGCAUAUAACCUUUGGUGAAAGUACUACACGGGAGGGAAUUCAUACUAUUUAUGCUUCAAAUACAAGCACUUCUUGGAAAUCUGGCACCAUUUUAUAUAAGGAAACCUCUCUACCAUCUGAGAUCAAUUUGCAUGCUGUUUUCAGAUACUUGACCUAUGAGUCUUCAGUUGAAAGUUUUUUUUCGGAACUUGAAGUAUGCGAGAUUGGAAUUGUUGGUUGCCCUCCUUCAUACUAUGGUCCUGUCUGUAAUCAAUCGUGCUCAAAAACCUGUAAUGGGCCAUGUGACCUUGACACCGGAAAAUGUAUAUUUGGUUGUUUAAAUGGAUGGCGUGGAGAUAAGUGUGAACAAGCAUGCAAAGCUGGUACAUACGGCAAAGACUGUCUUGCGACAUGUUCAACAAAUUGUUUAAAUCAACAAUGCUAUGGAGUGACUGGAGAAUGCUUUGAAGGAUGUAAUGACGGAUGGCAGGGGUUCGAUUGCUCACAAAGAUGCCCUACUGGUCAAUUUGGGAAAAAUUGUUCCAUGUUAUGUAAGGGUUGUGUGUCUGGAAUGUGUGAUCCUAGUAAUGGAUUAUGUAAUAUCACAACCGCUUGUAACCCUGGUUAUAUAAACGGGAAAUACUGUGAUACAACUUGUGCGGAUGGAUUUUACGGUAGAAACUGUCAACAGGUAUGCUCACCACUUUGCUUACAUCAACCUUGUGAACGCAGGAAAGGAGAAUGCAUUGGAGGAUGCGUGCACGGAUUACAAGGAUUUAAUUGUACACAAGUUUCUGCAAAUAAAGAAAACAUUGCUUCCCCAGUAAUGACACAAGUUGGUCUUUUCACUGGAGGUUUUCUGUUUGGUGCUCUGACCGCAUCUCUUGUCUGUUAUAUAGUCACGAAAAAACGACAAGAACGAAACAAACAAGGAAAUGAGAAUACAACCCCGGGAACACAGAGUCGUGAACAACAACAUUAUGAGGAUGUAAGAAUGGAAAAUGUAUCUACUUAUGAGGAACUUACAAAAGAUUCCAUGUCCAAUGAAUAUGACCAGAUAAACACAGCAUACGUCAAUCACUAAGCAAUAGAUAUAUAGGAAAAACAUAUUAAAGUUUAUAUUGUUUGAUACAUAUGUGAUGAACAGGUAAAGUCAACACCAUUUGUCAAAAACGAAGAAGAAAUGACUACAAAAAUGUACAACUAAAUGCACCAACGGUUUUUCGCUUAUUCUACCUAAUUUAAUUGUUGAUGAAUGGGUAUUAUAACGGUUGCUACAUUAAUGAAUGGUUGUGUGUGUGACUGGGAGAGAGAGAGAGAGAAAGAAAUUUGUUAAACUUGUUAAAAAUGAAAACGAGGAUUAAAUUGCUACAUCGUAGAACAUUAGAGCAAUACGACGAAGUUACUGAUUGAAAACAUAUUUGUUAAAUUUAAAGAUUUGUAUAUUAGUCUGCAUUCCUACAGGCACAUUUAAAAAAGCAAGAAGAUCAAAGAAGCUAGAUAAUUUAAUUUCAUUUUCAGAUAAAUUGAUGAUGGUCUGUCUAUUAACAAUUCAGACACUUUGGUUUGGGUCUCAUAGAUAUAGCUUUCUGAACUGAAACUACUUAAACCACAGACAGAUCUUCAUCCGCCUCAUUUUUAAAAAUUCAUCAACGUUGAAAUUAUCCUCACCUUGAAUAUGUUCAACUCAGACUGUGUACAACGUCAUUGGUGUCUGAAAAAAAUAAAUCCGGAAAGUUUCUUUUUCAAAGAACGUCUCAGUAUAAAUCUCACAAAUAAUAUGGGAUGGUCUUAGAAGCUCGAGUUAGAGAUUCUAGAUUCUGCCGCUGUGUAUUGUUUAAUUACUUUUCCCUUUAUUUGUUUCUGUCCGUUUAUAGCCUUUUGGUCGCAUGACACUUAUUGUGUCUCGGUAUUUGUUUUUCCGGCUUACGGGAUUUUAGUUUUGGGCGUUUCGGACGCAUGACAUGUUUGUAAUGUUGUUUUCAUUUUGUGUACCCUCGAAUUCAUAUUUUACUUUUAUAUUUUAUAUUUGUGCUUUUAUUUGGAAAGCGUGUAUAUCAAUAUGUUUUAAUAUACUGUACUCUAUCAUAUUUACUAUCAACCGCAAAAUUUGUUGUUUUUUAGCAUCUUUGUUUGAACUAGAUGCAUGUUUGUUUGAUUAUUUAAUUUUUUAUAUGUUGUAUAUCUAUGAUGUAGGUUAACAAAAUUUUGCUGCUGGAUUCCAAUUAAAGUUCCAUUAAUCAAUCAGAUGUGCUUGGGUUUCUGGCACAAUUUUAUCUAUAUAACGGAACUAUUAACAACGGUCAUACAAGUGUUAGGUUUAGCUACGUAUACAACUAGGUUUAAAUAGUUGUUUAAUAUAGCCGAGUGUUUUGAUUUUUUUUAGAUUGUAUGGACUUCCACUUUUUGAAUUUACCUAUGAGUUUGGUACUCAAUGGCACUUUUAACUUGUAAAGUAAUUUUUUGUUUAAAUGACACUCUUACUGUUAACGUUUAAGUGAUGUAAGAUUAACUUAUAUAUUCUCAGCAGAAAUAUAUAACAAGAAAACAUAGAACUAACUCUAAUAAUUAUAACAGGUAUAGGUUAGUUAUGCAGAUAUAGACCAAACAAACAUUUAUCGUAAAAUAUUGGGUGUAUUGUUAGAAGACUUCUUGUUAAUCUAAAAUAAUUCUGUGAGCAACCAUUGCAUACAGAAAAAGACAACCCAUUGAGUUUAACACUUAACAUACUUUUAAGUACGUAGUACAUAUGUAUAUGUCAAAAUUCAGUAAUCGUUUGGACCUUACCGUAAAGUAAUUAGAAAAACACACCAAGAAAGAAGAGUGAAUUCCAACUCUCAACAACAGGUCCAGAUAAGAAUGUCAUAAUUCCCGAUUUAGAUAGGAAAUAUUUCAAUUUAUCUCGUUACCAUUAUUUUUGACAUACUUAACAUAUUGUGUAAACCUAACAAUUUUGCCAACGAAAGACAAUUAUUAUAUUUUAAACUGUAUGCUGACUUCUGGGUGUCAUUUAAUUUUUUUUGUUUUUGUACAUUUGCAUUGACGACUCAUUGGCAUUUUUCCCAAUCUAUUUGUAUUAUUGUAAACAUAAUAAUUUUCAAUCAAACAACAGUGUGAAAACAAAGAUGUAGAUACAGAGACGAGAGAAUAGAGAAUCAUAGUGCUUUACCAAUAUUUUUCAUUUAGAUGUGGUAACGGUAGAUAGAAAGCGGAAAAUUAGUGCAGAAAAUGAAGUGGUCGACGUAUGUCUUAAUUGGAUACAUCAAUACGACAGAUUAAACUGCAUACAAAGAAUGAUUCACUCUACAAAUUGCAAAUUGAUGAAGAUUAAAUUUGACAUAAAUACCUAGGUGUUAUGUAUUGUUCCAUGUUAUGUAUUCUGAAACGCAUUCUAUCAAUAUGUCAACCUGCUCUUUAAUCAAAAUAUAUUAUGGAAAUAGUCACGUGAAAGUUUUACUUAUAUUUGAAAUACAUCUACAUAAUGUUCACACUCGAUUAAAGUUUUCAAUCAA
Molecule: messenger RNA, 4460 nt
Organism: Mytilus californianus (California mussel)
Lineage: Eukaryota; Metazoa; Mollusca; Bivalvia; Mytilida; Mytilidae
Product: multiple epidermal growth factor-like domains protein 11
Exons: 14
Coding region: 47-2032 (661 amino acids)
Source: RefSeq, a predicted model, not a curated record